AUGGUUCCAGCCUCAGAAGCUCGUGCCCUGAUGGAAUCUGCUCUUGAAGCAACGAUGGCGUUGGAUGGGUCACGGAGUGCCCGCCUGUUGAUGAAACCGGAUCGCAACCAGCUUGCGGUGACUGGUAAGCUGGCGGUUCUAGUUAGGGCGGCGGCGAUGCAUAGCGCCGGAAUAGUUCUGGUGUUUGCUGAUAGGCCUGCUGCGGGAGCUGCUGGCCACAAGGCUGUGGCUGUGAUAACUGGAGGGGGUGUGGCGCACCCUGGCGAAUCUCCUGCCAUGGUCCCUCUCUGA
Molecule: messenger RNA, 291 nt
Organism: Gaeumannomyces tritici R3-111a-1
Lineage: Eukaryota; Fungi; Ascomycota; Sordariomycetes; Magnaporthales; Magnaporthaceae
Exons: 2
Coding region: 1-291 (96 amino acids)
Source: RefSeq, a predicted model, not a curated record